Molecule: messenger RNA, 1282 nt
Organism: Brassica oleracea var. oleracea
Lineage: Eukaryota; Viridiplantae; Streptophyta; Magnoliopsida; Brassicales; Brassicaceae
Product: inactive GDSL esterase/lipase-like protein 23
Exons: 4
Coding region: 46-1203 (385 amino acids)
Biological process (GO): endoplasmic reticulum organization
Molecular function (GO): hydrolase activity, acting on ester bonds
Source: RefSeq, a predicted model, not a curated record
CUUAAGCACGAAGCAAUCUUCAUCUCUCUCUAUCUCUCUUCCUCGAUGGCGAGCAACAGUAAUUUAGUGAGUGUUCUAGGGCUACUUUUGGUACUGACACUGAUCCACAACCCGGUCACUGUCGCCGGACAAAGAAACUCGGGUGCCGCCUUGUUCACGUUCGGUGACUCCAACUUCGACGCUGGGAACAAACAGACUCUCACCAAAACUAACGUUGCACAAAGUUUCUGGCCGUACGGAAAAUCUCGAGAUGAUCCCAACGGAAAAUUCUCCGACGGUUUCAUCGCUCCAGACUUCUUAGCAAAAUUCAUGGGGAUUCCGAUCGAGAUCCCACCAGCACUUGUACCGAACGUCAAUGUCUCACGUGGAGCUAGUUUUGCCGUCGCUGAUGCUACUCUUCUUGGAGCUCCGGUGGAAUCUUUGACUUUGAAUCAACAAGUGAGGAAAUUCAAUCAAAUGAAAGCAAACUGGAAUGAUGACUUCAUCAAGAAGUCCGCGUUUUUGAUAUACAUUGGUGCAAAUGAUUACUUGAAUUUCUCCAAGAACAACCCUAACGCCGAUGCAUCUGCCCAACAAGCUUUUGUAACUUCCGUGACCAACAAGUUAAAGAACGAUAUCAGCUUGCUGUAUUCAUCAGGAGCUAGUAAGUUCGUGAUCCAAACCCUAGCACCAUUGGGUUGCUUACCAAUCGUCAGACAAGAAUACAACACCGGGAUGGAAAAAUGCCAUGAACCUCUCAACGAUUUGGCUAAACAACAUAAUGAGAAAAUCGGACCGAUGUUGAACGAAAUGGCUAGAACCACUCCUGGUUUCCAGUUCACCGUCUUCGAUUUCUAUGAUGCCAUUAUUCGUAGGACGCAGAAACCCUCAAGCUACCGGUUUUUCAUGACGAACUCAUCUUGCUGCGGAAUUGGGACACACGAUGCUUAUGGAUGCGGUCUACCUAACGUGCAUGUGAGGCUAUGCGAGUACCAACGAUCUUACUUAUUCUUUGAUGGGCGUCACAAUACCGAGAAGGCACAAGAGAUGUUUGCUCAUCUUCUUAUUGGAGCCGACAAAAAUGUGAUCCAGCCAAUGAACGUCCGUGAGCUCGUAGUUUACCCAGUCGAUGAACCUAUGACUGAGGUUUGGGUGCCUACAACGUCAGCCACUGUCCAGGCCAGGGAGUCUAGGUCAUCUAGCCAUGGUUACGAGUCCUACUGAGUCAGUGCAAAUCAAAAUCUUGUGGUCAAUCUGGUUUUCACAAGGGUCACGAGUCAUAUAAUGAUGUUUUAGUUUGCGA